GCACAGCGCACAUCAGCGCCGCACCAGCACUGCGCACUGGAGCCCAGGCUGUCACACAGAGGAUCCGCACACCUCUAAAGGAUUUCAAAGACUGGAGAUUGAACCAAGAUCGCUUUCGCUUGCACGAUAAGGUCCUUGGUGCAGGUGAAGUGGAGGCAAGGACAAGAUCUGCAACCUUCCAUCUGUCCAUCAGCGAAACAAGUACCCUGGUGCCGGCCACCCCGAGGUCACCUUAACCACAACGGACGCCAAACAAUAAGAGUCUUGACCCAGCGUCCCUCAGACCGUUUGCACAAAGCAAAUAUUUGAAGCCAUUUUAUCUCAUUUCCCUGUGCAGCCGUCAUUGAAAAGAUCAACAGAAAAGGGUGUUGUUGGGGGACAGAGAGAGAGAGAGAGAGAAGAAAACGUGGGGGAAGAAAAAGUAACCCUUUCAAAGUGAACCCUGCCUGCUAUUUUUGCUGUGCUGUGGGCAGGGAGCGUCUCAUUUGGGAGUGCUCUUGGCUGACGGAAAAAGGAUUUCCCUGUGCCCUGCCCGCCUAUCCAAAUGCCUGUGUAAAUACUGGAUAGAGAUAUCAAUUUGUCUGGGCUCUAACGUUGCCCAACAAAGAGACGAAAAGCUAUCUAUAGAAAACUUCACAACAAACUUGGCCUCUGUGGUCUCUGGAAUUGCUACCUAUCUGUUACCACUCAAGGAAGAUUCAAGAGCUGUGAGAACAGGAAUGAGCGCUGCCAGAGUUUUCCAUAGCUAAAGACUUUUUCAAACACUCUCACUCAUUUUGAAAUUUUUACAGGAUCAGCGCUAGCUCCUGUGGGGACACUUUUCACGAUACAAGCUGUCAGCCAUUUGGGGGCUGCAGUUUUGAUGUCUUUUCCCAGUUGAGUGAAGCACCAUGAAGCCACUUACCCCGAUUGGAUCCCCUUCUCCUCUGAGGCUCCUCAACAAGGGCCCAGACUACCUGCGUAGGCAGAUAGACGGUGGGGGCCAUGGCCGCUCAGUCAGCGCUGUGGAGAGGCUGGAGGCAGACAAAGCCAAAUAUGUUAAGAGCCAGCAGGUCAUCAACUCCAAGCAGGAACCUGUACUGGUGCCUUGUGCCACUCCACCACCGCAGCCCCGACGACCUCUUGUCAUGCCCAGCACCGCAACCACUCGCCUCCCCCCACGCCGGUCGUCCAACACCCCGUUCUCCACACUCUCCGGUUCCUACACCUCGCGUGAUGAGAAUGAAAACGAUGACUCCAGGAAAGAAAACCGAAGGACUUCACUGGAUGUUCAGGCUAAUAAUAGGAGCAACAUCAACAAUGUAAUGCCUCCCAGCCCCAGGACCCCUGGAAUUGUCCCACUUGUUGCACCCCACAGUGCCCCUGUACUCAGGAGGAGCACAGGGAAACGCAUGCUGCGACCAGACUCCCUGGUCAUCUACCGGCAAAAGAAAGAGUGCAAGAGUCCCAGUGGUGCAGCAGUAGGAGAAAACAACAACAUGGAGAUCAAGGGCUACAGUUUUGUCCGCCGCCUCUUCCAGGGCUCCAUGAGAGAGAAGAGUGGCGGCGGUGAGGGGGGAACCCAGAAAAUGGUCAUCGGAGAAGAGAAAGCUCCAUCACGGGAUGGAGACUCCCGUAUGUCUUGGACCAAUGAGAAAGACACCACAGAUGGUGGACCAGGGAGCAGGAGGUCCAGUAAAACUGACCAUGAACGUAGUCCAGGGUCUAUGCCCAGCCCUGGAUUUAGCUGUAAACUUGAACAGACUAAGAAUGGAUUUACAAAUGGUAUCAGUGAAGGCACUGGCACCAAUGGCAACCUUUCACAUAAGCAUGAUGAUGACAAUGACCCCUGGAGGCGAGCAUCACCACCACCGCCACCCAGAAGGCAGUUCGGGGGGCUGUGGCGCUCCAAGUCCGACCUGCGUCUCCGCUGCUCGGUGGCGUUAUCAGAGCAGGAGCAUUUCUUUGACUUUUGUGGACUCGACACCGACAUGAUCGAGCGGCUGGGUCGGGAGAACUUCCUGUCUGGUGCCAGCUCUAUUGACACUCUAUCAUUGGCGCUCCGCAGCGUGAGCGGGGGAGGCUGCGGAGGCUCUGAACCCAGUGAGUUCUCCCGCCACUCAGGAGAAGGUUUAUUUCAGGAGGAGCUCACUGAGCAGCUCCCGUCUGGUGUGUCAAUCAUUGAGAGAAACGCCCGCGUCAUCAAGUGGCUUUACGGUUGUAAGAAUGCUGCCCGUGAAGGGCCCAAAGAGUCAACCGUUUAAUCCUUUGCUUUCUCCGAACCCAAAAGGACUGUUUCUUCAGUGGAGGCAGGACUGAAAGACUGGAUGUUAUACUGCUACUUGUGUCUCCUGUCAAAGUGAAAUGUUGUAUUUAUGGAUCCUAUGGAAAUAUCGUGUGGGUAUAGCUACACCUUGCUGCUGAGUGGUACCAUUUCCCCCAGCAAAAUAUUACAGUGUCAGUGCAUGUGCGUGUGUGGAGAGGAAAUUGCUUCCCUCUCCAUUUAGAGCUCCUAUCCAGUUAUUGACAGAGCUGGAUUCGGGACUGGUCUGAAAUCACCCCCCUACCCCCACAAGGCACAUAAAUAUAAAAGUGUAUGUUCGUCAUUGCACAGUGGACACCAAAUUUAGUGUCCUUGACAUGGAAUAUAACACAACACUCUCCCCAAAUGAAUAAUUUACAACGAAAAACCACUAAGCUUUUUUCUUCUAAACUGGAGAACUGUUGUGUGAGUGUGAAGUGAACCAUGAGUACCUCAUUUGGAACUGUCCCAGUUUAGUUUGUGUGUGUUUUUUUUUUUUUUUUUUUUUUUACUCUUUAAACGCAGGCGUUGGAACAAACAUGAGAGGCACCCCUGUGGGGUUGUUAAUGCACUGAACUGGACAGAAAGACAGAGGAAAUGAAAGAGAUGAAGAGAUACAGCUUUGAAUCUGUACAGAGACUCAUCUCUUAUAACCUAGAACACUGAGCUAUAUUGUAAAGAGUACCUGGAUAGAAGAGGACAAGGAGCCAUGUAUGGCCAGUACUUCUGAUCCUGUCAUUUCAAAUUCACACCCCUGAAGAGGGCUAAUUCUCUCACAGUACACACAAGUGACCACUUAUGACACAUUUAUAUAAAUCACCACAACAUGACGCCUAUUCAGUUUGCUCAUACUGUGUAAGCUAUAGUGAGGUAAAAAUGAUAGAUGGGGAAAGGCAGCCCACCAGUGGUCAAUCCCUUGAGAGCACAACUGGAUUAUUUUUCAGGCAAACAGCCACAUCAUUUUAAAUCUCCCAAAAUAGGUUUCAAAUUAAUGCCGCUGAAAAUUUUCUGGUUUAUGCGUAUGGGACCAUGCAUUUACAGAAACCUACUGCCUGAUAAUUUAGCAUAUCAUUUCUACUUGUGUAAACCUGGCAGUUCACACAAGUUGAACCUCCCCGGCGGGUUUCGUUAGCCUGUUUGCGGCUAAUGUGAUCAUCUGGGUCUCCUCCAUCAGAGCGAGGGGAGACGAGGGGGAGGUUGAAGCUGCCCUCCUCUCACUGAUAACCACAGAUCCUACCUCACUUCAUCAAUCCCUGUGUGAUUCUCCCUUUAUCUCCAUGAAAGGUCAUUUCCAUUGCUUUGCCUGGACGAUGCCACUGAAAUAUGAAUUGGGUGUCUGCCGUGGAAUGUGGAGGUUAGAGUAAGAGGUGUAUCAGGUUAAGUGUUAUUGAACCUAAGGGCAUGUGAUAUUUGUACAAGUGAUAAAGUAACACAAUUUCUUGCAGCCUUGGUAUGUUUUUUUCCCCCCAUAUGUAUCAUCAGCAUGGCACCUAAACUCCUCUGAACCUGUUCAACAUGGAUUUCUUUUUUCCCCCCUACCCCUGAAAAACCAUCUGGUUGCAUGUUUACAAUGUGGCUCUAUAAAUUCUGAAUCUCUAUAUUUUGUUUUCCAUAUAUGAGAUUUGGUUUUUAUUCCAAAGAGGUUUGUGUAUGAUG
Messenger RNA from Myripristis murdjan (pinecone soldierfish), 3937 nucleotides. RefSeq names its product family with sequence similarity 110 member D (gene fam110d). The transcript has 2 exons. The record is from RefSeq and is a predicted model, not a curated record. Lineage: Eukaryota; Metazoa; Chordata; Actinopteri; Holocentriformes; Holocentridae. The coding region runs from base 891 to 2243 and encodes 450 amino acids.